AUGACGACGAGGAUUACGACGCCGCGUGUGAUCACUGAGAUCGGGCGCGCGGUGUCCAUCCGCAGGGCGAUCAAACAGGAGCUAGGGCAGUACACGCCCGCCCCAGCAUCAGCAUCGAACGAGUUCUCGCCCACCCUGUACUCGGUCGAGGAGGCAAAGCCGGCGGCGCCUGUGCAGCGCGCGAGCUCAUUGUCGGCCUCGAACAGGCGCGUGGACCGCCCAGAGGAGGACCACUACCCGCUGCAGCCCAAUCUGCUCCGCCAGCAGCCGCCCUACUCGGCCGAGUCGCCGUCGAGGCGUCUGCCAUUGUCAGGGCGCUCGUCGGGCGACGGCCGCUUCCGCAAAGCGUCGUCAGAGUGCUCAAGCUCCGCGGGCUGCUCGCCGCCGCCAAUCUUUGCGGGCAUGCUCAGCAACGACUCGGCGGUUGCGGAGGGCUCGGAGGAUGCCUGCACAGAGCUUAAGCCCUCUCUCGAAGCGCAGACUGAAUCAAUCGUCUACACUAUCCAGAGCGUGCUGUCUGGCGUCCGCUCGCUGACGCCCUCACCGAUGCCCUCGCCGACUGUCAACGAGAACCUCACGCAGAUCAUCACGAUCGUGUCCAGCAUCGUUGCCGUCUGCCACGACAACCUAGUAGUAUUACCGACACUUUUGAGUCCACCGAUAUCCGAAACUACUGUGUUGCCAAUUAAAUGUAAAUAUAAAUAUGAAAAAAUCCUUCCUGGAAUCUUCAUACCCUGCUUCAACUUUGAGGCCCAGAAGCAGUGA
This is a messenger RNA of Heterobasidion irregulare TC 32-1, 765 nucleotides long. RefSeq lists its product as uncharacterized. The transcript has 3 exons. The record is from RefSeq and is a predicted model, not a curated record. The coding region runs from base 1 to 765 and encodes 254 amino acids. Lineage: Eukaryota; Fungi; Basidiomycota; Agaricomycetes; Russulales; Bondarzewiaceae.